AUGGUUUCGAAGCAAACAGCGAACAAGCGAAAACGGACCUUGAACACUCUUGCCCAAAACAAGCGUCGUCGAACACGGCUCGCCUACACCAACGCAUCUGAACCCUGUCAAGGAAAUGGGCUUGCUAGCGAGAAGUUCUGGGCGGCGAGAAGGAUCCUGAAGGACAACGGGUCGCGUUACCUGGUGGAAUGGGAGGGUAUUGACCCAGCGACGGGACGUUCGUACAACCCGACAUGGGAACCGCACGACUUCGUCACUCCAGCCCUAGAAGCAGAAUGGAAGGAGAUCGUUGCUGCUCGAAGCACCGUUGUCGGACAUACCCACAGUCAAGCUCAAUCGUUUGGAGAAGCCGAUAGUCGAAUACAGUCCUUGGGCGGGUCGCCGGGACUGGUGACGGCUAAGCAACCUCCAACGAAGAGGUUACCUCAAUGUCAAAGCGCCCCGACAGCUUCUCCGCAGCAAACGCAUCAGUCACGGCGCAAUUCCGAUUCGCUCUUCCUAGAGAAACAGCAAAGCGCGUGUGCGAUAGAGGAUAGAAACUCAUAUACCUGCAAUAUCAUAAUUGCUAGGCAGAACAACGUCAUUUUGACAAUCAAUACUACGACUACACUGAAAGAAACAUCAGGCUCCAACCAGCAGAACACAGCAACCGUGAACGGUGCUGGCGAUACGGAUGAAGUGAAUUUGGGCACUAGAGAUCCGGCCGCGCUGGGCUUACGACACAGUCUGCAUGCUCAGUCCCCUGCUUGCAUCGAGAAGGUCGACAGUGUUGGCUUUAUGCAACUAUCGUCGCACUCUGGUCUUGUAGGAAAGUUCCAAGACGUAGGAUGCAAGGAAAGAGAGAUUCCGGAGAGUCCAAGUCAGGAUGGGCUGGGGCUGUCGGAGCUGGCUAGGCAGGAGCCACAAAAAGCCUAUGCUUGUACGCUUGAGGAGAAAGGUUCAUCUCCGUCGGCGCUGUUGGCAGCUAAGAAGCCUUUGGAGACACAGGAACCGCAAGAAAUGCACAGCGAGCCGGAGAUCCUAGCGUCCACGCCCAUCGCACCUACUGACGAGUCUAUUUACAGAGAGCCAGAACUUCGAGCUGAAGCUGAAGCGGUACAUUACGCAGAGACGGAGAGGGGACCUGUUCUCAAAACGGUUGUAUCUGUUCUACUUCCAGACGAAACGGUCGAGAAGCAAAGCAAGUCUCUAGUGAGCUUAGAACAAUCACUAGGACGACUUUCUCAGGAGCGCAGAACUUAUGAAAAGGUUGUGAUACGACAUGCACCGGCUGAGCCCGCCAUAAGCGAUGGACCCACAAGGCUUUUAGCACCUUCCGAGCAGUCAACAUUACCAUUUCUAAAACACGGUGGAUCCAUCCCACAACACCCUAGAAUGCGUGCAUAUACUUUACCUGUUUUAGCAAAAGAUCGUACAUCGAUUGCACCCUCAGUUUCAUCCUCACAGCUAGGAUUGAAGCUAGAUACUAAGAUCACAGCCGGGCAGACAUUUACCAGGCAGGAUGUGAAUGCCUCAGCCAGGGAGAGAAGAGCCAGAACAUGCUCUUUGCCUGCAGCGACUCCAGCAGAGUGUGCACGCUAUACUUCGGAACAAACUAGCUCUUUGGAGACUGAAGCUGGUGGUCUUCCGACUCUGUCGGCUUCAAACCGGAGCGUCAGAGGUAGUUCACCCACCUGCCAGAAAAGGUCGAAGAACUUGAAGCUUGCACAGCAGCACAUGCAGUCUCCAGUAUAUUAUCGCAGGUAUAGCCAGCGACGGACUACUCGGCCCCACGAACCACCUCAGGGUGACAUCCAGUUAUUGCAGCAUCAUGAUGCUUUCCCAAUGAGGCCCCAAAGCAGACCACGCGGCUACGACCUUGCAUACAUACUCAACGGCGACCCUAGCCUUGGUAGCAGCCAGAGAAUCCAUCAAGACCCCCAUGAUCUCAUCCGAAGUGCAGACGCUGUUGACAGUGCCGUUACUGGCGAAGAACGCAGGUAUCAAUCGCCUGCAUCGAGCGGGGAGACGGGCAGCCAUGAUCUAUCCCACGCAUCGUAUCCAAGAGAGCAAUCAUCUCUGCUUGCUCAUCGACCUCCAUCUCCACAUGUGCCUGUACCUGUUCACGAGAGAGACACAUCUAACCAAGACCGUAGAGUAACGCAUCCCAUUCAAACCCCACCCUCGUCAUACCACAACCUACCCGUAUAUAACCAGAUACCGCAGAGUAUGGGUUGUGUCACUAUUGAACCUUCUACAGUAGCGUCCGAGGCUCACCAACAAAGAGCACAAUCAUCUCGGUUUCCAUUGUUAGCUUUCCCAACUGCUGCGUUGCUAAGAUCAUCGCUAUCUUGGCACAAAUCAGCAACGAGUUCCCUGAAAACUGAGAAGCAGAAGAUGUUAGACGGAGAGCCCUUCAUGCCCUACAACUCUCAGUUAGUUGAGGAUCGAAGGCAAUGCGCAGCUGUACUACACCGCCUCAACAACACUGUCGAUGCGGUACCUGAGGCUGUACAAUGUAUGCACGAGCGCUAUUUCAGAGCGGCUAUAGAGGCAGCAUGGACUCAGCCUUGUUACGGAGACAGUCCGGUCGGCGGUCGGCUUGGUAGCAGUACACACGUUGCUACACCGUUUCACUGUGACUACGGCUAUAAUAUCACCGUUGGCGACAAUGUCGUAAUUGGACCUAAAUCCCAACUACUUGAUUCAGCCAAGAUCACCAUUGGAAGCAACACCAGGAUUGGCACAUGUGUUACCAUCACCACUUUGAAAACACCAACUGAUUUGAAAGCAUUGGAAAGGAGCUACGGUCUUGAAGUCGCUAAAGAUAUCCACAUCGGCAAGAAUGUCUAUAUCGGUGAUUGCUGCGUCGUAGGAGCCGGGGUGCGAGUUGGUGACGGUGCCAUUGUUCGUUCUGGGUCUGUCGUGGUUCAUGACAUACCACCAGACCACAUCGCCUGUGGCAAUCCAGCCAAUAUAUACAAGGCUGGCUAG
Exserohilum turcica Et28A is the source of this 2973-nucleotide messenger RNA. RefSeq lists its product as uncharacterized. The transcript has 2 exons. Bases 1 to 2973 code for a protein of 990 amino acids. Gene Ontology annotation, molecular function: acetyltransferase activity. Lineage: Eukaryota; Fungi; Ascomycota; Dothideomycetes; Pleosporales; Pleosporaceae. The record is from RefSeq and is a predicted model, not a curated record.